AUGGCCUGCCAUCUCCAGGACAAUACGAGAGAGGUAACUUAUUUGCCUGCAUGUGAAAGUAAAUGUUUAUUAUUUAGACUUUAUGAUGGUAUCGAAAAUAGUGAGGAUAAUAAGAUUAGUUUUUCAAGUUUUCUCCCCUUAAAAAGUUUAACUAGCUUUUCUCGUCCUGGUAUACCAAAUUCACUUUAUAUCGAAACCCAUAUUUCAUGGGAUUUUGCUAAGAACAUUCAAAUUCCCUACUUCUCACAACAAGAAGGCACAAUAUAUUUCAAAUCUCCUUUUAAAGUAGAAGUAUUUGGUAUAUGUGAAGAAGGAACUCUCUGA
Cetraspora pellucida is the source of this 324-nucleotide messenger RNA. The record is from the annotation of a GenBank genome assembly. Lineage: Eukaryota; Fungi; Glomeromycota; Glomeromycetes; Diversisporales; Gigasporaceae.